Messenger RNA from Bathycoccus prasinos, 3063 nucleotides. RefSeq lists its product with no specific name. The record is from RefSeq and is a predicted model, not a curated record. Bases 1 to 3063 code for a protein of 1020 amino acids. The transcript has a single exon. Lineage: Eukaryota; Viridiplantae; Chlorophyta; Mamiellophyceae; Mamiellales; Bathycoccaceae.
AUGGCUGCUUCGAUGAGGUCCGGGAGAAGUACCACCCAAAGUUCUGCUGGCGGUGGGGGGCCUAGGAAUACGACCACAGAGGACGAGGAGGAGAGAAAAAAGAAGGUGAAUAUCGCGGAACCGACGCCUUGGAUUAAACGAAAGGUGGAAUAUUUUGGUCCGUUUCGAUUAAACAUUAAACAGUUUCUGAAACUCGCGACGCCAGACGCGCGAGCGACGGAAGAUGGGAUUUGGGGGUACACUCUCGUGUUGAGGACGCCUUCGACUUCGAAAGACCAACCGGCGCACGAGACAGUUCUGCGGAUAUAUGAAGAGUCCACAGAAGUCGAAGAAGACGAAGAAUGCAUACACUGCGAUUGCUGUAAAUGUAUCGGGUGGCAUCAUCACCCGGUGAACAAAAAACAGUGGCACUUCAUCGUCCACACGGAUUUUAAAACGAGAGGAAAACCAGAGUUGGCCGGGAAAAGAGUCUGUCAGUUGUGUUGCUGCGCCGUGCCGAAAGGUGAAAGAGUGUGUACGGUGUGUGGAGAAAUCGAUAAAGAAUGUUCGAUUGUCGAUCAUCAGACGCAUUUGUUGCACGGAUUACUUCACGGAAAUGGGUGUGGACACUUAAAACGUAUCAACGGACGAGAGGCGGGAUCGAUGGUGUUGAGCGGAUCGCAAUUGAUGGGUUUGUGGGAGAAUAUUUGCUACACGUUGAGAGCGAGAGAGGUUUCCGUGGAGGACGUUUCGCAGAAAUACGGAGUUGAGUAUCGAUUGUUGAACCCCGCGAGUAGUGGGAACACGUGGUACGGGACGUACGGGUACGUGUUUGGUAAAGGUAGCUUUGGAAAUACGGUGACUUCGCAUAAACGAGCAGGUGCUGAUUUUCGAACGUUCCCGUUGAAAAACUUAAGAAGCGAUUUUGUCAUGACUGGAGGCGAGGACGAUCCAAUGGUGCACUUAAUCGAUAAAUACGUCAAUAUUCUUACGCUCGAAGCAGAAAAGAAGACGGGCGACGAGGAUGAGGAGCAAGAAGAUGAUGAACUCGAGAUUCCAAAAACUUUAGGCGAUUUAGUCAAAGCUUUGCUCCGAUUGCAAAGAAAUAUUCGCAGAGAAGUAAAAGAAGGCAUCAGGCCGUUCGAAACGUUAGCAACGCACGGCGUAGGCGCCGUGUUGGCCGGAAUUUCAGAUGUUGCCGAGAAUAGACCUCAAACGAACCAAACGACUCCCCGGCGUCACUCUUCUCAUCAUCAUCAUCAUCAUCAUCAUCAACAAGAAACAAAAAAUGGAGCAGGGGGCGGGGCGAGAUCCAACAAGAAACGCGCUUAUCCGGAAAUUAAGAACGAGGAAGAGUUCAUAGAAGUAGCAGUAAAAGAAGAAGAAGAAGAAGCAGAAGAAGAAGAAAUUAAACGAGAGGAAACGGUGCACCACGACUCGGUCUUUGCUUCGGCGGCGAAGAAACUAAAAAUGGCUGGAACCGGUCUAGCUUCUGCGUUUGCGCGAACGCUCAGAUCACCAACUUCAAUAGUACAGCAUAACGGUCACCAAGAGCAACAGAAACAACAAAUGCCUAUGGUCAAGCAAGCACCUCUUCCAACCGAACCAAUGGUCGAGUGGAAACGAGGUCGCUCGAGUAAUCCGAAUCCGGCGGCGCAGACGAGAUGGACGCUCGCUCGCGUCAAUGUCGCGGCGAAUGCAUGCGUGAUGGUUUUGGCGGAUAAUAAAGGCUUCUGGUUAGGUAGACAAGACGUUCGAAACCUUGCGCGUCUGAAAGGUGUUGGAGAUACGGGACUUUUGGAUCACGUCUUAAAGACGAUUGCGGAUCAUCCUGUCAUUAUGGACGGUAAAAACGGAGCGAAGGAUGCAAGAGCGAAAGUGCGAAGACGGAAUAACCCGAUAAAUUCUCAGUUAGAGUAUCAGUUGGAGAUGCCGAACUCGACGAUAUCGCCAAAUUCGCCUACUUAUACGGCUCCGCUCGACUUUAUGAACCCAUACGCGAACGCGCCAGUUGAACCAGUUAUGGUAGGGAAAUCUCCAUUGAAUAACAUUCGCGUACUGCGCAACGGAACGACGUCAAGAGGAGCGACUCGCCAACAACCAGUAAGAAAUCAAAGAGAAACGCGUUCUGCAACGGCAGUGUUAGCGCCUCCGUCUUCGAUGAAAGUGGAACGAAAAAGUCAACAAAAACUGCCGACGAUAGCUCCGGUGACGCCACAAAUUCGUUCGAAUCCAAACGCGAAAGCCAUCUCAGAGCUUACUGCGUACGACGUCGAUAAGGAUUUGAGAGCGGUUUAUCGAGACUGUCUGGAAAGCUACAAACCAGCACGAGUUCAGAUCGGGAAUAAGAUUAGAGUUACGUGUAAAGGUGCACAUCUCACAAAUGCAGCUCGAGUAUUGUUGGAUACGAAACAAUUUGUCAAAACAUACAUAGAUAUCGACGACUUGUUGCACUUGAGCGUGCCUGCGAAUGUCAAAAAUCUUAAACCGACUCGCGUACUCGUUACUGCGAUCAUCGAUAGAUCAAAUUCAGGACCAAAAGUCUCUGGUUUAGGUGGUGCAAUUAUGGGUAAGAAUCGGCGGAAGCUUGGCGUCGAGUCUAAGCCACCGCCAGAGAUUGUUCUGCUUCCGGUUCCGUGCACGUUGGGCGAGUUGAAAAAAGAAGCGACGAAAGCGUUUGCGGAUUUAUACGUUAUCCUCUCAAAAUUCAAAGUCACCGCGAUUAAAGGGUACGAAAACCUUCCAGACUCGACGAGAUUGAACAAGAAUUCGUUGCAGUACGCGCACGCCGAAGUUAUGGGUGAAGGCGCGGACUUAGAGAGCGAAUACCGUUACCAAGGCGGACUCGAUCAGUGGGUCGUGAACUGCCAUUGUGGAACGAACGACGACGAUGGGGAGCGAAUGAUUGCGUGCGACCGGUGCGAGAUUUGGAUGCACACGAGAUGCGUGGGCAUUGAAGAUGAAGCGAAGACGCCGAAACGAUUCACGUGUCACGAAUGCGAAGGGAUUUCGAUCGAAGACUUUUUAGAAGCGAGGAAGCCAAAAGUCAAAGCUGGACGACCGGCGCCAAAAGCUAGAGGAUAG